CCCCUCACUGCUGAAACCCAAUCCUCUGCGGCAGCUCAGGCUCAGCAGAGCAGCCUCCAGCAGAGCGGUCCUGCUUCCGCAUCGCUGCGCGCCACCUGGUCUUUGCUGCGGAGCCCCCAGCCCAGCGCCGAGCCUAGCAGAGCCUCAGCCUGUGCCUGGAGAAAGUCAAGCUGGACCAGCCAGGCCACCACAUCCAAUCCCGCCAGGCCAGUGCCUCCCCACCUCGGUCUGGGCUCCUCUCCUCCACCUUCUCCUCUCCUCACCUCACCUGCAGUGACCCCUGCCUGGCCACCAGAAUCCUCUCAGCCCCUCCUGGUCCUCAGACUGACCUUCUCUCUUCUAAGCCCCUGCAGUCUGGUCACCACCCCCAGCCCUCUUAGUCCCCUCACCUUGGGCUCCAGCCAUGAAGCCCCCUUCAGGGCCAGCGGAGGCCCGGCAGCCGGCCUCGGACAUCCGCAUGUUCGCCAGCAGCUGCACACUGCACGGGCUGGGCCAUGUCUUUGGCCCUGGGGGCCUGACCCCGCGCCGGGGGCUGUGGGCUGCGGCUGUGCUCCUGUCGCUGGCUGCCUUUCUCUACCAGGUGGCUGAGAGAGUGCGCUACUACGGGGAGUUCCACCACGAGACAGCCCUGGACGAGUGCGAAAGCCACCGGCUCACCUUCCCGGCAGUCACCCUGUGCAACAUCAACCCGCUGCGCCGCUCGCGCCUCACACCCAACGACCUGCACUGGGCCGGGCCCACGCUGCUGGGCCUGGAGCCUGCCGAGCACGCCGCCUUCCUGCGCGCCCUGGGCCGGCCCCCCGCACCCCCCGGCUUCAUGCCCAGUCCCACCUUCAACACGGCCCGACUCUAUGCCCGGGCUGGGCAUGCCCUUGAGGACAUGCUGUUGGACUGCCGCUACCGCGGCCAACCGUGUGGGCCUGAGAACUUCACCUCGAUCUUCACCCGGAUGGGGCUGUGCUACACCUUUAACUCCGGGGCAGACGGGGCAGAGCUUCUCACUACUCCCAAGGGCGGUGCGGGCAACGGCCUGGAGGUCAUGCUAGACGUGCAGCAGGACGAGUAUCUGCCUGUAUGGAGGGACAUGGAGGAGACCCCAUUUGAGGUGGGGAUCCGAGUGCAGAUCCACAGCCAGGAGGAGCCGCCCAUCAUCGACCAGCUGGGCUUUGGAGCGGCUCCCGGCUACCAGACUUUUGUGUCCUGCCAGCAGCAGCAACUGAGCUUCCUGCCACCUCCCUGGGGCGACUGCAGCUCUGUAUCUCUGGACCCCGACUUCGAGCCGGAACCCUCUGGUCCCCUGGAUCCCCCCAGCCCCAGCCCAGGCCCCAGCCCUCCCUACAGUCUAAUGGGGUGUCGCCUGGCCUGCGAGACCCGCUACGUGGCUCGGAAGUGUGGCUGCCGAAUGAUGCAUAUGCCUGGCAGCGCGCCAGUGUGCAGCCCCCAGCAGUACAAGGACUGUGCCAACCCGGCGCUCGACGCCAUGCUGCGGAAGGACGCGUGCGCCUGCCCCAACCCGUGCGCCACCACGCGCUACGCCAAGGAGCUCUCCAUGGUGCGGAUCCCGAGCCGCGCCGCCGCCCGCUACCUGGCCCGGAAAUACAACCGCAGCGAGGCCUACAUCGCGGAGAACGUUCUGGUGCUAGACAUCUUCUUUGAGGCCCUCAACUACGAGACGGUGGAUCAGAAGAAGGCCUAUGAAGUGUCAGAGCUGCUCGGCGACAUUGGGGGCCAGAUGGGGCUGUUCAUUGGGGCCAGCCUGCUCACCAUCCUUGAGAUCCUGGACUACCUCUGUGAGGUGUUCCGAGACAGGGUCCUGGGAUACUUCUGGAACCGAAAGGGCUCCCAAAGGCACUCCAGCACCAAUCUGCUCCAGGAAGGGCUGGGCAGCCAUCGAACCCAAGUUCCCCACCUCAGCCUGAGCCCCAGGCCUGCCACCCAUCCCUGUGCCGUCACCAAGACUCUCUCUGCCUCCCACCGCACCUGCUACCUUGUCACACGGCUCUAGACCCAGUGACUGUCUCUCCAGGGCUGCACCCUGACACCUUGGACAUGCCCAGCCUACACGUCUUUGCCAUCUUCACCCCAAAUAAAGUUCUAGUGCAUC
Molecule: messenger RNA, 2104 nt
Organism: Ceratotherium simum simum (southern white rhinoceros)
Lineage: Eukaryota; Metazoa; Chordata; Mammalia; Perissodactyla; Rhinocerotidae
Gene: ASIC3
Product: acid sensing ion channel subunit 3
Biological process (GO): sodium ion transmembrane transport
Cellular component (GO): plasma membrane
Molecular function (GO): ligand-gated sodium channel activity; pH-gated monoatomic ion channel activity
Source: RefSeq, a predicted model, not a curated record